Molecule: messenger RNA, 2340 nt
Organism: Caenorhabditis angaria
Lineage: Eukaryota; Metazoa; Nematoda; Chromadorea; Rhabditida; Rhabditidae
Source: the annotation of a GenBank genome assembly
AUGUCAGCUGUGGCGGUGCCUACAUCUGCUAAAGAGGCUAGAAAGAAACGUAUUUUAUUCAAAUGCGCUCUAACAAAUACGAUCUCAGAUGUUUUGGCGAAUAGAGAAGGAUGGGCUCCAACUUUGUGAGUUUGAAUAAAUUGAAAUUUGAAAAAUAGUAGAAUUCUGGACAUUGUACAGUAGUUCUGACGUACAAACUGCAAACAUUACUAUUGCAAUUUCCAGUUUUUGUUUCAGAAAUGAUGAUUGGAACUUUUUUGGGUGACUCGAGAAUGGAUGACUAAUUGUUACGAUAAACAUAAAUUCAACGACAAACAAUUGAUUUGUCAUUUUAGAAAUGAUUUCGAAUUGACUCGCAAAGAUUUUCUGAUCAAGAAUUAUAAAAAAGCGCGAAAGGCCAAAGAAAAAUCAGGAGUCGAUGUGACAAAUGAAUUCAGCUUCAUUCCGUCAAGCUAUGUUCUACCGGUUUGUAUUUAUGAAUUUGGAAAACUCAAAUAUAAUGUGGAGCUUUUUGCAGACAGAGUAUCAUUUGUUUGUCGAGGAAUUUCGAAAAUAUCCAGCCGAGACAAUUUGGAUUAUGAAACCAGUUGCUGGAGCACAAGGAAAAGGAAUAUUUCUUUUUCGAAAAUUGAAACAUGUUCAAGAUUGGAAAAAGGUCCAACCUCUCUGAAAAUAAAAAAAAACAACCAAAACUACAUUUUCAGAAAGAUGCAUCUGGAAGUGAAGCUCUUCCUUAUGUUGUUCAAAGCUAUAUUGCCAAUCCAUAUUUGGUUGGUGGAAAAAAGUUUGAUGUUCGACUUUAUGUUUUAGUCACUUCGGUAAAAUCAAUAUCCAGAUUUUUAUUUUGAAAUUAGAUUUAUUUCCAGUUUCGUCCUCUCAAUGCUUGGGUUCAUCGAGAAGGUUUCGCAAGAUUUUCACAUUCGAGAUAUUCGACAGAUAGUGUAGAUGAUGCUUGUGAGUCAUUGAUAAACAAUCUAAUUGAACUUCUAAUAUCUCAUUAAAGUUGUUCAUCUAACAAAUGUGGCUGUUGCAAAAACAGCUGCGGAUUAUGACCCGGAACGUGGUCUCAAAUGGAGUCUUCCAAAAUUAUUUCGAUUUUUCCGAUCAAUGCACGGUCAUUCAAAGGUGAGCGGCGACUUCUAAGAAAGUUCUUUGAUCCCAUUAAUUUGUCUCAGGUAUCGAAGAUGAUGGAAGACUUGGCAAAAGUGAUUAUUGAGAGUUUGAGAAGUGUGCAUCACAUCAUAAUUCAGGAUUCACAUUGUUUUGAGUUGUAUGGAUAUGACAUUCUUUUUGAUGAAAAUCUUAAGCCGUGGCUGUUAGAGGUUCUUCCGUUUCUAAUACCAUUAUUUUAAACAUUUUAUGUAUUUCUUUGUCAGGUCAAUGCAAGCCCAUCACUUACUGCGUCAUCUCAAGAAGAUUUCGAAUUAAAAUAUCGAGUUUUGAAUCACAUGUUGGAUGUUUUAGAUAUCGAGAAGAAGUAGGAUUUUUUAAAGAAAUUAAAAAUAUCCCUUUAAUUUUUAUAGAUUACUCGGCAAUGAAACAGAAAUUGGUGGAUUCGACAUUCUUAUCCGAAACAAUAAACCGGUCGAAAAAAAUCGUAUGCCAAAUCACAACAAUUCCAAUUUCAUUCCAACACUAAAUCUACGACUAGGUUUGAUUAUUUUAUGAUUUUCUCGCUGUCUGUCUCUUUUUCGAUCAGCUAUCUUCUAGCUUCCUCAUAAAAUUAGCCAAUUAAAAGUGCAUAAAAUUCGGGCAGGUGUGAGUGUAUCAAAAGUACGAAUAGAUGAAGAGGGAAAAAUGAAACCAGCUGAUUUGUUCUUGUUUGAUUCUAGUCUAAAAAUAUAGUCGAAAGGAAUUGUUGUUUUUGUCUGGAAAUAAAAAUAAAAAUAAAAUUUUUAGGGUUAAAUUUAUUUGAUUUUCCUAUUUUGUUUGGGUGGUUUACGACAAUAUUUUAUUUGUAGAUAUAGAACAAAAAUGCUUUUGACACUUUUCAUAAUUGGAUUUUUGCAGACAUUUUUUCAUUCCUCAGGAAAUGGAAAAUUCACAAAGUUCAUUUCAAAAAUCUGAGGUUUUGCGAUUCAAAAACUCCCGAGAAAAUUUUCAAAUAAUUUCAUUCGAACUUUCAACUCAAAAGGUUUUCCAUCAUCAUCAAAAAUAAAAUUUCUACUAACCAAAAAAAACUUUAGUUUCUGUUUUUUUCUUCCAAUUUUACCCAAGUACUCUCUUCUCUUCGAACUACAAGUUAAUCCUUUCUAUAGGAUUAUCUUUGUUCAUCUCAUCCAAUUUUCCAAAAGCCAUUUUUUUCCAGGUGACUAUGUCGAACAAACUCCAAUGCCGUAA